Messenger RNA from Labeo rohita (rohu), 3861 nucleotides. RefSeq lists its product as uncharacterized. The coding region runs from base 1556 to 2551 and encodes 331 amino acids. Gene Ontology annotation, molecular function: DNA binding. The record is from RefSeq and is a predicted model, not a curated record. The transcript is spliced from 2 exons. NCBI's taxonomy places the organism in Eukaryota, Metazoa, Chordata, Actinopteri, Cypriniformes, Cyprinidae.
AAACGCUGACUAAGACUAAAUUAACAUGCAUUAUUGUUGACGAAAAAAGACGAGACGAAAAUGUUUUGCAUAAAAUAAAAACUAAGAUAAAAUCUCUCUUCAUUUUCGUCUACAAUCGUCUCUGCUUUUUUAUCAGCUGUUACGGCUUUAAAAUAUUCAGAACGAGUUCGCGGCUUCGCGCUGUUGCUCAAGUUACAGGUCUCAUACUCCUGCUGAACACACAACACACAAAGCGAACACGAGUGACGAGCGACGACGACAUGCUAGGUCGAAGGAAGAGGCUCGAUAUUUGGUCGCAUUUUAAGUACAAUGAUGCUGACAAAAAGUCAAAAUGUGUCAUCAUAACUGACGAGAAACACUGCGGACAAAGAAUUUCGGGGAAAAACACCACCAACCUUAAACGACAUCUAAAGGCUAACCACCCACACAUUCAGGUAAGUUAACCUAAAUUAACGUCUCAUAAGCUAAUGCUGAUUUUAGGCAUCUACGCUGUAAAUCAACCAGUUAGCUAUGGUGUUUUAGCACAUUAAGCAGGUUAUAUAUAUUUUAUGUUAACUUAUUUUGCCACAUGCAUGUGUGGGUCACCGGCGCGGAAAGUGGGGGUGCUGUAAAUGCAUGUUUUUUCAUUAACAUUUAUUUGUAAUAAACACUUUGAGUUGGCUAUUUAAAAAGUUUUAUUUUUAUGUUAAAUUAUGUAAAGGAUAAUGUAGAGCGAGGCGGCUGUAACGUUAGCUAAUACAACACCAACAGGCUGAUUAGGACCCCGACGCGAAGCGGAUCCCGCUUAUUACAUGGCUACCUACCAAAUAAAUCAAUAAUUUGACACAAAAUUAUGAUUUAAAAAGGAGUUUAUUGAGUUAAAAAACGAUUGUAUUGCUUCCGCUAAAGAAGAUAGUGCGCUCCGUCUCUACGGUUAGAAUCCUGUGUGUUCAUGGCAACGCUCUGUUUUUCAUGGCAACGGUGUGUUAUAGUUAGCAGCGGUCUGUUAUCAAGAAAUAAAAUAGUGUGUGCGUAGAAAGAAUUCAUCCACACGCCGCGCAAGUCCACCGUCUAGGCAGGCUUUUUGUGUUAAAUUAUAUUUCCUGUCGCUGCGCAGGCUCUUUUAUUGUACAUGACGUCCCGAUGACAGGUCCGUUGCAUUACGAUUAAAAGCAGUAUCAAUAAAGUAAAAAAUGUGAUGUGCACUGCAGUCAAGCUCCAGAGCGCUGUUUAAACGAGUGUUCUCACUGAUACUUUUGUGAUUUGCGGAGUUUUGACAAGUUUUAUAGCCUUGAUAUUGUUUCUUAUUCAAAAGUGGUGACAGAAAAAACUCAGCACCCCCAACCUGAAACCUCUUCCUACGCCCUGUCACAAUCACAUCAUAAUCAAAAUUAAUGUAAUUAGGCUUAGAAGCAAAUGUAUAUGUAAGGGAAUCAAGUUGAACAAUUACAUGUAGGCUAAUAUUCCUCCAAAUAUCAUCAAUAAUGGUGUGUGCAAUACCAUUUAUAACUUGCAUUCAGUUGGUAAUUUACUGACUGUGCCAAAAAAGACCAAAAUUACAAAUCUAGUGGACCAAAUGUACCUAGCUGAAAAGGUAAAAUUUAAAAACAGACUGGCUAUGGCCCGCAAAGUAACCAUCAGCAUUGACAUAUGGACUAAAAAGGGACUUACCGCCUCCUUCCUGGCUGUCAGUGCUUGCUAUUUCAAUGUUCAGGACAGUAAAGCUGAACACAUACUACUGAACCUAAAGCAAAUGGUUCACCCACACACUGCUAAUUCUAUUGUCACUCUUGUGGAGGAAUGCACAGAAGAAUGGGGGAUCCCAAAGGAAAAAAUUAUCAUGAUAAUAACUGAUAAUGGAAGCAACAUGGUUUCUGCAUUUCGCGUUGAAGAAGAGGACACCAGUUCUGAUGAGAACGAUUCCAACAAGGAUAGUGAUGAAGAGGAAGAGGCAGACGAAAGAUUUGGAAUCUUGGAGAGGACCCCAUGUGUAAUCCAUACCCUUCAGCUUGUCGUCAACAUGGUAAAAAAGGAACAAGCAAUCAAACGUCUACUGGACAAGGUCCGGCAUCUGGUGAGACAGUUUCGCAAAUCAUCUGUUGCCACAGAACGGUUGCUGGAACAAUGUGGACUCAUUCUCAUCAAAGACUGUGAAACCAGAUGGUCCAGUUCUUUUUUGAUGUUGUCUCGUUUACUCGAAGUAAAGGACCACGUGACAUCGGUGGCUGACACCAUGGGCUGGGACUGCCUGCUGCCCAGUGAAUGGCAGAAGGUGGCCAUCCUCAAAGAUUUGCUCCUUCCAUUUGCAGAACACACAAAGGUGCUUGAAAGUGACACGUGUUGUUUCUCCCUGGUUGUCCCUGCAAUACUGGAUUUGAGGAGCCACCUUUCAGACUUCUACCUUGCUCAUGCCAGGAGCUACAGGGAUGUAGCUACACUGGCACAGAAGAUGUCUGCAAACAUGGAUUUACGCUUCAGCUGUUUUCUGGAUGUGUCGGCAAGCAACUUUUCUCCUCUUGCUGCAGCUGCUUGUUUUGUUGACACUAGUGUGUCAGCAGAGACCCUGAUAUGAUAAUGACGACAUACAGAAUCUCCUCAGUAAAGCUGAAGAGUACAUCACUCGCAGUGUACCAUACCAGGAAGAGGUGACAGAUGAUGAAGACAUUAGAAAUGCAGAGGUCUCAGAGGUGCCUCUGCAAAAGCGGCCUAGAUUCAGGUUUUUUAGUGCCCAUCGGCCAUCAUCAAAGCCAAAGACCUCCAAGGCCUCCAUCAGACAAGAGGUCCAAAAAUUCAAAGAAUCCCUGUCCCAUGCAAACCCAGAAGAAUCCGGCAUGGAUUUCUGGUCGUCUCAAAGCUCCACCAUGUAUCCACUGCUGAAACCCCUGGCAUUAGACCUUCUGGCAAUGCCAGCUUCCGAAGCGUUUGCAGAGCGGGUCUUUAGUUUAACUGGAGACCUUUCAAGUGGCCGCCGCAACAGAGCAAGAAUUAGAUUAGAAAGAAGUGCUUUUCUAAAACUUAAAGUCUAGAGUGAUAACUGCAAUACUGCUCUGGUUAAAGUUUGGUUAGAGUUAUUUUUAUUUUUAUUUUUAUUUUUUUUACUUUAAAUAACCCUUAAUGGUUUGGAUUUUGCAUUCUGUUGCAAAUCUUGCCUUUGAACUUGAUUGUUUAAUUCAUUCCUAAAGUGGAAGUUUCAGCAGCUGUAGUAAGCUUUAGUAUCAGCAGCUGUAGUAACAACAGCACUGUUAAUUGUUGAUCCUUGUUAAAGCCUUGGUAAAUCUUAUUUGUUAUUUCCCAAGAUCAACCUAGACUGUAAAUAGGUUGUAUUUUAGGCCCACAGUAAAGUAGGCCUAUUCUUUUCAGUUUUUCCGAGUAUAUUUAUUUUAUUUCUGAUUUGAACAGAAACAUGAGACACAAGGCAACCAAAACAGUUUUAAAAACCUUUGUAACUUAAGUUGUCAGUCGGAGUCUGUUGGGACCCAGCUUUUGAAUUGUGUUGGUUAAAAUAAAAUGCUCUUCAGAACAGGUUAAUCAUUUGUGAAUGUGUCUCCUAAAUCAGAAAUUGAAAACCAGACACGUUUAACAUUUGCAUUCAACAAAAAUCAUUCAACAAGUGUAUUUUGUCAGGUAAUUAUGACAUUUAACCAAUGUUUGAGAUAUGUGAAACACUUGUUUUACUGAAAUGUGUAUCAGUAAUAAUCUCAGUAAUAAUGUGUUAUUUUAAAAAAAGACUACAAUUUUUUGACUAAACCUAGACUAAAAUAUAUUGAGUUUUCUUUUGACUAAAACUAGACUAAAAUGACGAGACUUUUAGUCGACUAAAACUUGACUAACAAAAAAAGAUAUGUGAAUGACUAAAUAUGACUAAAACUAACAAGGACAUUU